AUGAUUGUCUAUAAGGAUAUCGUCUCAGGGGAUGAGAUCAUCUCCGACACCUGGAAACUCAUCGAAACCCCCGGUGGAGUCCUGUGGGAAGUGAACUGCAAGAAAUAUGUCAAGGGCGCAGAAAGUUUUCCAAAAUGUGUUCCUGUCUGCUCUGUCCUAUAUGGAUCGCUAACAGAGAAUCCUGGUAUUAUAGAGCUUGAGGGUGCCAACCCCUCUGCCGAAGAAGGCGGGGAUGAAGAUUACUCUGGUGAAGGCGGUGGAGAGAUGGUUCACGAUAUCGAGGUCUCCUUCCAGCUGCAUUGGCUGAAACUAGACGAAAAUGGCCAUGAAACUAAACCCCCCAAGGAACAGUUCAAAGCUCACCUCAAAUCAUAUGUCAAGAAGGUAAACAAUGCUCUCAAGGAGCGCGGAGCGAGUGAAGAAACUAUCAAGGAAUUCCAGGCUGGUGCUCCUGCUGCCGUCAAGAAGAUCCUCGCUAACUACGACAACUACGAUGUUCUUAUGGGUUCAUCCAUGAAUGGUGAUGGAAUAAUCAUCAGGCACGUUCUCAUUGAUUUCCGUGAAGACGGAAUCACGCCCUUUGCCACCAUUUGGAAGCACGGUUUGGUUCCAGAGAAGGUUUAA
Histoplasma mississippiense is the source of this 624-nucleotide messenger RNA. RefSeq lists its product as hypothetical. Gene Ontology annotation, molecular function: calcium ion binding. The transcript has 5 exons. Bases 1 to 624 code for a protein of 207 amino acids. Gene Ontology annotation, cellular component: cytoplasm. NCBI's taxonomy places the organism in Eukaryota, Fungi, Ascomycota, Eurotiomycetes, Onygenales, Ajellomycetaceae. The record is from RefSeq and is a predicted model, not a curated record.